Molecule: messenger RNA, 14053 nt
Organism: Mya arenaria
Lineage: Eukaryota; Metazoa; Mollusca; Bivalvia; Myida; Myidae
Product: DNA-dependent protein kinase catalytic subunit-like
Exons: 93
Coding region: 1-12456 (4151 amino acids)
Biological process (GO): telomere maintenance; double-strand break repair via nonhomologous end joining; intrinsic apoptotic signaling pathway in response to DNA damage
Cellular component (GO): nucleus
Molecular function (GO): protein binding; DNA-dependent protein kinase activity
Source: RefSeq, a predicted model, not a curated record
AUGGCGGCCCGUGUAGAAGAUAUUCUAAGAAGAUUGCAAGAUAUUUUGACCGAUACUUCCUCAAGGAAGGAAGAUUCGGUUCCGCUGAUAUCUGAUAUCGAACAAAUAUGUCUACAAGAAAUAGAUGAAAAAGAAAUUGAUCUGUGUUGUUCAUGUCUCUUUGACAAGGACUUCGGAGUGUUGAAAUUCCUUAACAAGACCAUCACAAAUGAUGAGUUCCAAGCCACGAAAGCCAAGCUGCUUGAAUUUCUGUCAGCGUUUGUGGAAAAGUAUCAGAAGAAACUCCUUCCAUAUAUUGUGGAUAUCAAGGAUGUAAGCAUUGCUCUGUUCAGUAGGGACAGGUACGCCAAGGUGAAGAAUGCAGCAGUUCCCUUACUUACCAAGGUGAUUGAGCUGUCGGUGGGUUCUGCAAUGGGUAAGGAGCUGGCAGUAGACAAGAUUAUCAACAAGUUCUUCAAUGAGCUCACAAAGGCAUCCAAGCUCACUCCGACAGUGAAGGGGAACAUCUAUGUGUUACUGGGCGUGGUGGCUGAGGUCUAUCCGGAGAAUAUGAUGCCCUACAGUGAGAGACUCAUAUCUGUGUACCUAGGCUCUCUCAAAACUGAGAUGGGCAGUAAGACUCGCAAGCCGGAGAUGUCUGUGAUAGCUGGUUGUCUGGAGGGACUCCACUGUAGCCUCGUACACUUCACAGAGUCAGCAGAGGAAGGAUCCAAGAAUGCUUAUGAAAUCUUCAAAUAUGCGAGAAAUGCUAUAGACUCAAAGAUAGAGUUUACCAGAUAUGAUGUUCCAAAGGCUGGGCUGAGGAUAUUUGGUAGACAUGCCUCUCAAUUUAGCCAAUAUAUUAUAGAGGAUCAUGAGAAUCUGUACAGUAAGCUGUGUCACUGGAGCCAACACCACAAUCACGAAAUACAGAUCCUUGGAAUGCGGGCGAUGGAGGCGUUCCUAACACAGGUGUGUGAUAUGUUGAAAUCCAAGGCCAAAAGCGGAGACGACCAGGGGAAGAAAACGUUUAAGUUCUACCUGAUAGCAUUCCGAGAAAUCAUGCACAGUGACAAAUCAUCAGCCAAGGAACUUUCUCUCGCCAUCAAGGGAUAUGGCAUGCUGGCUGCUCCAUGUAGAGGUUACAUGACACCCAAGGAUGUCCAGUUCAUGUUUGUGGAGAUGAUGACAAAAACUGAACAGCAGUUUGUCAGAAAAACAGAUGACUUUGACAACAAGCUCCACAAUCUGGCAAGCUACCUUGAGUCACUUGCCAGUAUCGUGCAGGAAGUUGACAAUGUCAUGGAAACACAGGCCGGUUCCCUGGAAGCCCUGCUGGUCCUUAUGCUGGAAAAUGUCCCCAACAUUCACACCAAAAAGCACUUCCUGUGCGUUCGGGCGAUUCUUGCAUUGCUGUUGGCCCUUAUGCCGAAAUGGACAACAUUUAGUCAAGUGUUGUCAGGCUUUGUAUACCAGAGCCUGUUGCGUACUUUCUCCCACACACCUGUACUGGAGAGUGAAGAGGAAGGGGAAGGAACUACAGAUGUAGGGCUUGAGAGAAAAAUCACUUACAAAGACUUCAUGGAGACAUGGGCAGGACUUCUUGAUGCACCAAACAUCAAGGAGUUUGCAGCUGCUGACAUCAGCCUCGAGACGAGACUGCAGCUGACAGAAGCCAUUUAUGGGGAGAUAAUUACUGCAAUAUUGAAAAUGUUGGACAAACUAGACCUGGCUGCCAGUUCAGGGGAUGGGUCUGAUGAAGGCUCGGGUGUUACGGAGGAUGCAGAGGAGACCAGUGCUGACCCUCUACAUGGUGUACAGGCCCGAAGACCUCGGGACUUUCAAAUCUUCAUCAAUCUUGUUGACUUCUGCAAUGACUUGUUGCCAAUGAAGCAUUACCAACUGUUUGAGACAUGGAUCCUGCCAGUCUCCCACAGGCUCAUUCUGCUGUCUACUGACCACCCAUUAGCCAGCGGUCUGUACAAGCUCCUCUCAGUGUGUAUGAAGAUUGCCAACAAACUCCACUUUUUCCAGACCCAAGACGAUGGUGAUACUGAGAAAGGUGAGAAGAUGGAAGUGAGCCAGGACAGCCCUGAUAUGACCACAUGCUUCCUCCUGGUGAAGAAAUUCUCUGCUGAGGUUUUGGUUCGUAUGAAGCAGUACCGGGAUGAGUUGUUGGCUGCCUGCCUCAUCUUCAUCCUGUCUCUACCCACACCCAUCAUAUCAGACCAGAUGAACGAUGUGGUCGCAGCAAUACAGGUGACCUUGAAGAUUGGUCUGAGCUACCUUCCCCUAGCCAAUGUUGCCAUGGAUGCACUAGAGGUGUGGUCUAGAACACUUCCGUACUCUGUGAUGGAAAAACAUUACCCUAGCAUUCUUCCCUGCCUUGACAGCUUCCUUAAAACUACUGAACAAGGAGCAGAGACUGUGGAGACGAGUGUAAGCACAAACAAGAGUGGAUCAGGCAAGGGCAGGAAGAAACUAGCCCAGCGAUUGGUCAGGGAGAAAAAGAACACUAGCAAGAAGUACGGUACCCAGCUCAGCCAGGUCAGACAGAGAGUGAUGUGGUAUCUGGGUCAGCUGGGAGGCAGUGUGAAUAUCAAUCUUCUGGCUGACACGGAUCAGAAAAUAGCGGAAUGUGCCAUCGCUUGGGAUACGGAACAGCAUCUCAAGUUUGACAUGCCAUUUGUGGAUAUGAAACCUACACUGUAUUUAGAUCCAUUUCUACCCCAUGUUGUUGAACUAGCAACCACGUCCAGUGAUCGUCAAACCAAGGUAGCAGCCUGUGAACUACUCCAUUCCCUAAUUUUGUACAGUAUUGGUCGAGGCGCCCAGCAGCCAGGGGCCAGGAUAGAAAGGGCUUCCAUGGGGCCAUUGUUUAAACACAUCUUCCCCGCCAUGCUGAAACUGUCCUGUGAUGUUGAACUGGUGGCCCGUCAACUAUUUGAGCCACUGACAAUGCAGGUCAUCCACUGGUUUACAGGUGGCAAGAAAACUGAGAGUGAGGAAACAAUCACACUGCUGGAUGCCAUCUAUGCUGGUAUGAUUCAACAGAGUGAUACAGCCCAGCGGGAUUUCUGUGCCAGAUGUCUGCAUGAGUUUCUGAGAUGGUCCAUCAAACAAACAUCAGCAAAGGCUGCAGAGAACAACCCAGCCAAUGCAAAAUCAGUUUUGAAGAGAAUAUUCAGUUAUUCACGUCAUCCAAGCCCAUUCAAAAGACUCGGGGCCGCGCUGGCAUUCAACAACAUAUACACAGUGUUCAGAGAGGAAGAGCCCCUGGUGAAUAUGUUCACGUUUGAACUACUGGUCAACUUUGUAGAGAGCCUCGCCAUGGCACACAGUGACGAAAAGUCUUUAGGGACCCAGGAGCAGUGUAGUAAGGCCCUGGAGCACAUUGAAAAGAUAAUCAAACACAAAUCAGCUCUGCUGAAGGCUGACAAUAAAUUACGGAUCCAGCCAAGGAAUUGGUCAUCUCGAACCCUUGAAAUUGCUGUUCGUUGGUUGUCUAAGCAAUGUGGCCGACCGCAGACCGAGUGUAGACACGCCUGCAUGAAACUGGCAUAUAACCUUUGUACACAACUUGGAGGCAUCAAGACCCCAGUGAAGUUCUUUCAAGCAUGUCUCAAAGGAAAAGGGCCUUCAUAUUGGAUACAGAGGUUUGAGGGUGGGGGUACUGCCGGAGAAAUGAAGCAAGGUAUUGAAGCGUGGCCUCUUCUCACUGACACAGGCCACACAUUUACUGUAAACUCCUGCCUGACCUGGUUCGACAAUCUUUUGGCAGCCCUUGACUGCUUCACAUGGGUUUUUGGGGAAAACUUGUUGUCACCAGGAGAUCUGUUUGGAAAAGGAACAGCCAAUGUGUGGAGGAGUCUGGAGUUCUUCCUGACCAAAGUGGCCCUCUCUGAUAUUGAUGUGCUGGUGAAACUGUUCCUUAAGAAGGGGGAAGACCAACUCUUCACUCCCAGAGAAAAACAAGAUUUCAACAGAGGCAAAUGUACGGUUAUAAUUAGACUGUUAAACUUCUUCACCGUAAUGCUGGCCAAAUACAAGAAAGAAGCUCUACAGGUGAUCCCCAAGUCCCUGCUGUGUAGAGAUCUGUGGGAGCUGGUUCUGUACUGUGUGGUGGAGCCAGCCAGUGUGGGGUUCAACAUCAGUGAUGUCGACAUCAUGAAAAACCUGCCACAAGAGAUGACACAGACGUUGGCUGUUUUCAACAUGACCUUCAGGAAUGAGCUGAUAAGCCAUUUUACGGAUUCACUGAAAGCUGGAAAGAGGAACCUGUUAACGAAGCUUCCACUAGACUUUGGGGACUCAAGUGCUGACUAUGUUGCUAUGCAUCAGGUGUUCUCUGGGUAUCAACAACUGCACCAGGUUGACCUUCUGUUGCCAUGCCAACAGGGACAGAAGACAAACAAGUCCAAAAUUGCCCAGCUUUUGCUAAAUAAUGUCUUCAAGGGUAUAGUUCACAGCACUGGUUCAGCAUUUACUGUUGUGUCCUUGACCCCUACAGCCCUAGGUCUAGCCAAGGUCAUGCUUAAUCUUGCACUUACCAUGGAAGUUGAUGCAAGCACAGUGCUGCAGCUAAUAUUCGACAUCCAUAUUGUGAACCGUGGGGCAGGAAAGAGCCAGGAUCAGACCCACGGAGAUCUUUUCUUCUCCACAUUCUCGUCUGAGAUCGCUGCUUAUGGGGUGAGGGAGGUAACGGAGCUUGUGCCGCACCUUGUGGCUCGGGGAAAGGGCGAUGCUGGUCGAGUGUGUGCGAUUCUUACUGCAAUUAUUAAACAUGUGACCAGGGAUAGAGAGCUGAGGAAAAGAGAGGGAGUGAAGGUUUUGAAUGGAAUCUUAUCCCAGUGGCACAACCUAUCUGGUUGGUGGGAGGGGGAAUCCACACCUGACACACAGAACAUGGCCAUAUCUCUCCUAACAAAGAUGCUCCUUAUUGACAGCAGUUUUUUGACGACUGCAGAUGAGAAGGGUCACUUGGUUUUCUCCAUGUAUCAGAAGAUCCUCACUGAUCCCAAGACUAAACUCCCAUUUAAGUGCCGAGUAUUGGAGUUGUUGCCCUUCUUUGUCCGUAAUACUGAACAGCCCUGGGCUUUGAAGAGUGCUCUAGACAGGUUCAAUGCAGACAACUUUCCCCUAAGGAGCUCCGAGUUACAGAAAGACAGCUCUGCAUACCAUGACUAUAUCAUGGCUCUAGAUGCUAUUCUGGCUGGUCUACAGCUGUCUGGUAGCCCCAUGUUGCUGGAGUUUCUCAUCAGCAUCUUCUGCAGGGAACCAAUACAUGUACAUGAGGAUGCUAUCCAGGUUGCCAUUGUCAAGUUUACUAAAGGAAUACCAAGAGGUAAGCAAAAAGCAGCGCUAGAUGUUCCGUUCAACAUUUUCUUGAAGACGUCUGGAUUCCCGGCAGAGAUCAGACGUGCAGUGAUUGAGCGUGUGUGUCUCUCCAUGCUGAAUGUGGCCCACAAGUCAACUGUGACGGAGUUCUUCAUGGAGCAUAUUGUGAAGAUCAAGGAGCUGAUAGAAGUUAAACUUGCGAAGAGUGGUGAUAUGCUAGAAGGCCAAUUGGUGACCAGGCUGUGCUGUUUCUCCCUUCUAGAAGUAAUAUACUCACGUCUGAGCAAGGAUGAGGUGGUUGGAAUGUCCUCAUCCAUUAACCGCAUGUUUGCAGGCGGGAAUCCUCAGACUGGAAAGGAACUUACUAGCUUUGUGUCCAAACAAGCGCAUGAGGCAAAGGGCGAGGACAUUCGAGGGGAGACAACUCUGCUGGAGUUAAGGCGUCAGUACCACUGUGCAGCAUACAAUCUCAUGAUUGCGUUCAUCUCACGCACACAAACAGACCUCAAGUUUUACACUGGCUUCCUGUUUGAAGAGAAAGAAGCUAAGGGACAGUUCUUGCUGGAAAACAUUGUUGAUAAGGACAAGACAUAUGAAUUUGAAGCAGAAAUGCAGGCCCCAUUGGAACGUAAGAAGAGGUUUGUUCGUAUCCAUGAGGAGAUGAAGGAAUCCAGGUCAGAAGUUGACGACGAGUAUGACGGGGCUGGAUCAUACCAUCUUGCUUCCCAGUAUCUGGCUGACAGCAGCCUUAGCGAGGAUGUGUCCCAAUACUUCUCUGUGUCUGGAACCAUGAACUCAUCCAUCUCAGGAAGUGGGGGAUCGUCUCGCAAGAGGAGGAAGUUUCAGCUUGAGGAAGCAGAAGAUCCCUUGGAUAUGGAUGUAUCUGCAACUGUAGACAGUGACUAUGUGGAGCUGGAGAUGGAUGCCCUCAACCAGCAUGAGUGUAUGGCCAACAUGAUAGCCGUGGUCAAACACAUGCAACAGAAUAACAUCACUCCCGCUGUCACACCUGCUACAGUGAAGCCUGCCCUGCCCUCUUGGAUGGAGAAAUUGCACACCAAGAUGACCAGCUCAAGGACUCACCAUAAUAUUAAACUCUUCUUAGCGAAACUCAUUGUCAACACAGCUAAGGUGUUUGAGCCAUAUGCAUGCCAUUGGCUCGGUCCUCUAACACAGCUGAUAGUUUCUGGUCCCCUGGGGAGUGGGGGCAUCAACUAUUAUGUGACUGAUCUUGUGGUCACCCUUCUAUCAUGGCAUAAGACUGCUAUACCUCAGGACUCGGCUGAAGAGAAGGCCCUAGCAUCCCGGCUUGUCCACUUCCUGGUUAAGAACAUCUACCAUGAGAACCGACAGGUGUUCCGGAAUAAUCUUGAGAUGCUUAAAACACUGCUGGAGUGUUGGAAAACCAGGGUGGAAAUACCUUACCAGGAGGUGUACAGCCAAUUCAGCAACCCUGACCCCAAGUCCAAGGCAAACCUUGUGGGUAUACAGAUACUAGGAGUGAUCCUAGCUUGCAAGUUUGCCCCUUACGGACCAGUAGCUCCGGUUGACCAAGAGAGGUACUUGUCCAAGCUGGCUAACAACAUGGGAAACAACUUCAAGGCAAUCUAUGCAGCCACAGGGGAAGUGUGCGGGCUGACAUUCCAGUAUCUGGCUGACAAGGAAGGAGAAACAGACGGCAGUUUCCAUGUGCACGUUGCCAACCUCAUGUCAAGUCUACACAAGGCACGGCCAGAUGUGUUUAUAACAUGUGUCCACAGGAUGCAUAAACACUAUCCUCCUGUUGCUGAUAGGUUUGUGAACAAAUUAUUGUUUAUGCUGCCGAAUCUUCAAGGGGAAUUCCGUACCUUGUGUCUGGAGAUCCUUCACUCCCGUAUCGACUGUAUCGAGAAUGCCUUCUUGGAACUCAAAGCCAAGGGAAUUCUCACCUCGCUCACGCACAGGAAUGAAGAGACACAGCAAGUUUCCCUGAAGAUCAUCAAGGCCAUAUUGUCUAAACUGAAGGCUGUAGACUUGCAGGGAUUAAUGUCGGCUAUAACAGCAUUCUCCGCCCACCCCAGCACUGGCUGUAGACUCACCAUGUACGAGAUACUCAUGUGGACAUAUGACAACUACAGAGAUGAGAACAGUCCAGAGGCCAACAAGAUCAUGCUGCAGACCAAGGAGUCCCUCUUGAAGGGCCUCGGGGAUGAGGACUUACACUGCAGGUUACAGGUCCAGAACUUCUGGAGCAGCGAAGAUCGUCUUCCAGUGGGUACCCUCGACCGCCUGGUUGCCAUGUUGGAGGCCAUGUAUUCACCCGUUACCGAGCAACAGUACCUUAGUUACGCUACAAACUUACUCCUAGAGAUGACGUCAAAAAGUCCUGACUACCAAAGGGAAAUAUUUGAGCAUCCACUAUCGGCUUGUAAAUUCUCUGAUUACUCUGUGAAGUCCUCCUGGCGCCAUCGACAUGCUGCAAUGACCCCGCUGUUUGCGACACAAGCGAGUCAGAGUCAAGCCAUGGAAACAGACGAUCAAAGUGUCGGAGUGCGUGCCACCCAGGAUGUUGCGCAGUUCUCACAAACUCAGGACCCAGGAGCACAGAAGGGUCCCUACAACUGGCUAACACAGAGCAGUCUGGACACCUUUGCUGAGGGAAGCAGCUUUACCUUGAUGGACACACAGCAGUCCCAGAGUUCCUUGAUGUUCACCGUUGGUACAGGUGACCCGAGGAAAACGGUUGCCAGGAGACCAAAAGCGGGUCCAGGAUUUGGGAAUCAGAAGCUUGGUGCUGCAAAAACGUCCACAUCUAGUGGCAAAAAAGAUGAGCCAGAUGGCGGAAGUGACAUAUACAGGUUAAAGCGCCGUUUCCUCAAGGACGCUGAACAGACACGGGUCUUCUUCGCCAAGAGACAAACAAGACUCAAGGAAAUGAGAGAGAUAGCACAUCAGGAGCAACAGGCUCGCAGAGAAAGUCAGGUGACCAUGUAUCGGAAAUACCGCAGUGGAGACCUACCAGACAUACAGAUCAAAUUUUCCUACAUCAUAGCCCCACUGCAGGCUCUAGCUCAUAGAGACAGUACCAUAGCUAAGCUGCUGUUCAGCGGGAUAUUUGAGGCUAUAUUUGCCAAUAUGGAGGACGUGAAGACGGAGAGAGAGAUGGGCGAAGUUAUCGGUCAGAUCGGAACCAGUCUAGAUAAUGUGCUUACACAGUCUACCGUGUAUUUCCCGCCAUUUGUAGGAUGUGUGCUGGACAUAUUGUACAAGCUGCGCUCCAGUCUGAAGGUGGAGAUGUCCAGUAUUGGAAGCAGUGCUUUGGCAAGCCAUCUAGAGCCCCUGGGUAUUGCCCUUGUGGAGGAAUUGUUGAUAACGCAAGAGCCCGUUGAACCCCGUGCGGCUAAGAGGGGCAAGAUGGAGGCACCCAUAUCCAAGGACGUGGAAAACUGGAUUGAACUGUCCAGGCUGUACAAGUCUACGGGAGGGUAUGACGUCCUGUUGGGUAUAUUCAGUGGUAAGAUUGGUACCCAGCCCAUUACAAGACAGGCAAUGGAGGCUGAGGCCAGGGGAGACUACCACACUGCCAGGAAACUUUAUGAUGAGGCAAUGAACUGCACUGACUGGGAUGGGGAGGGUCCCAAGGAGGCAGAGAUUGACCUCUGGGAGGACUGUAGAAUGCAGUGCCUGACAUCACUAUCACACUGGGAAGCUCUUGAAUCUAGUUCAACGGAAGCCAUCGCUGGUGACAACACAUCUACUGGCCUCACAACAGUCUGGGAAGACACUUACCUACAGGAGCAUUUCCUGCCUUACAUGAUGAGGAGCAAGGUGAAGUUACUGCUGCAAGGGGAUGAGAGACAGCAGCCACUCUUAGACUUCAUGGACGCCUCAAUGAAAGUUCCUGAACAUAAGCUAGUUCUCGAGAAUGAGUACAGCCAGGAGCUGGCCCUGAUGUACCUGUGGCAGGAGGAUUAUGACCGGGCCAGACAUUACUGUAACACCACACUUGAUGCUUUCCUGCAGGACUGGAGCAGCACUGACGUUCUCAUGACCAACAGCCGAGAGGCCGCCCUCCAUCGCCUGCAGCCCCUAAUAGAGUUAAGCGAGUUUCUGGGCUUUAUAUCCGAGGAGGGAAACUUUAGGGGCUCGGGCCCAGCCCUUGGGCUUAUCAGUAGAUGGAGUAAGCGGAGCCCACACCUACUGACUGACCCUGUCACUGUGUGGGAUGAUGUGGUCACCAAUAGGUUGGUAUACAUGGACCACAUCAGCAGUCACCUACAGAAACUGGAUGAUUCCCAGGCCUCAGUUGAAAGUGAUGACCCAUACUUGGAUACCAAACUUCGCCUGAAACUGCUUAUGGCACGCAGCUGCGGUGAUCAAAACAACUUUGCACAGACGCUCAGAAUACUCAAGGAAACUUACAAGGAGUGUAAGGGCAGUGCAGAUGGAAGUGUGCUGUGCCAGUGGGGUGUGGUUUAUGCCUCAACCCACUACAAGAAAAUCAGGGCCCUGCUGGAGCCAUGGAAAGAGGAAACCCUCACUAGCCUCUUCACAGCAUUUGACCAGCUAGACAAGAUGUCUGAAAAUGAGGCCCUUCUAGCCAAUCCUAGACUUGGUCGACAGCACAGAGUGUUAACUGGAGAGGGGAGGGGCCUCAUGGCCCUGGGUAUUCAGGACUUUGACCUGAAGGGCCUCCGGGGGACACGGGCAGAACAAAAGCUCAUGCAACAUUCUGGCCUUGAGAAAAUGACAAAAGUAGAGGUGACAGAGAAACUGAUAAGCCAUGGCUACAGUAUGAUGAAGUCUAGCCUGGCUGUGGAGGGAGGUGUGGCAGACACACAGAUAGAUGGAAUGUCUGCAGAUCAGGCGUACCUUGCUACAGCUAAAUACUGUGACAACUUCCUCAGACAGAAGGAAGAGGGUGACCUAGACAUAGGUGAUCGUUGUGUGUCAGCGUUCCCAGAAUCAGUUGUAGUGUGCCUCCUACAAGCUUUGAAGCUUGGCUCCCUGGAGGCCAGGCAGAGGUUCCCCAGACUACUUCAGAUAAUAGAGCUACACCCUGAGUCUACAAGCACAUUUGUCAGCAAGAGUGCAGAAGUGCCCAGCUGGAUGUUUAUGUUGUGGAUCAGUCAAAUGUUGGCUAUUCUAGACAAACCAGAGGCCAUAGCUGUACAUCAUAUACUGCUGGACAUCACACAAAACUACCCUCAGGCUGUUGUCUACCCAUUAAAGCUGAGUCAGGAAGGCUUCAAGUUUGGGACAUCCAAAAAAGACAUUGUGCAUAAAGAUGCUGUUGACAGACUUGCUGGACUGUUGGGCCCAGAUCAGCUCCCUCUGGCUGACCGUCUCAUCUUAGCCCUGGAGUGCUUCGGCCAGCCCGACCAGGAAAUCAAGGAUUCAUUUGAUGAGAUGGCGAAGCUGUUGAAAAAAGGAAAGAAAACUCAAGCCAAGGUUGUGUACAACAAGCUUUUUAACCGCAUCAUCAACUACAAGGUUCGCGAGAAAAAUGAGGCAGCACAGGGCAGCAUGAAGAGAGAAGUUGGGUCGUCAGGAGAAGGCACAGGCCUGGAUGAGACCACGGCUGAUGAGAGCUUGAUUACGUCCCUACCUGGUCUUGACAUUGGCAGCUACGCAAGGAAGUUUGCGGAUAAAUUCAAGAAGGACUUUGAUACAAAGUUUGGACCAGAAGGGAACAAAAUAACAUCCAUGUCAUUAAAGGAGUUUGCAGUGCACAAGCAGUUCAUUAUGAACCUGUUUGAGGAGGUGAAGUUGAAGACAAGCCCCCUCUACCCGCCCGGAAAACUGUCCGAAUACUCCCACUGGAUGGCCAACUUUAAUCCUAACAUACAUGGCAGGGACCUUGAAAUACCAGGUCAAUACACAGGCCUAAGUAAGCCUCUACCUGAGUAUCACGUGAAGAUUGCUGGAUUUGACCAAGCUGUGAAAGUGAUGACGUCCCUACGUAAGCCAAAGCGUGUGACAAUACAUGGAAAUGACGAGCGAGACUACCACUUCCUGGUGAAGGGUGGGGAAGAUCUACGGCAGGACCAGCGUAUCGAGCAACUGUUUUACAUUAUGAAUCAAGUUUUCCUGCAAGACCCCGCAUGCCGGUCAAGGAAACUGCAACUGAAGACGUACCAGGUCAUUCCUAUGACCUCAAGGGUUGGUCUGAUAGAGUGGGUUGGGGACACAGUUCCCCUGAAGGAUUUCAUCAAUAACUCCCUCACAGACCAGGAACAAAAGUUCAUGAGCUCCAGGCAAGGACCAUCUCACACAAACAAUGAAUGGAUUGUGAAGGCAGGAAAGAAGAACGACCCCUGGCCGGCGCGGUUUGCAGCCGUGUUCGAAAAGUACAGCUACACUGAGACAGUGCGACAUUUCAACUUGAUCCAGAGCAAGGUGCCCUGGGACCUACUCAGGAGAUCAUUCCAGAAGCUGAGUACAAGCCCCGAGGCCUUCCAUGUUCUGCGCAGCCACUGUAUGCAGACACACGCAAUGUUGUGUAUGUGUCAGUAUGUUAUGGGUAUAGGGGACCGACAUUUGUCAAACUUCAUGGUAAAUCUGAAUACCGGCGAGAUGAUUGGGAUUGACUUUGGGCACGCCUUCGGCUCCGCUACCCAGUUCCUGCCCAUCCCAGAGCUUGUGCCGUUCCGUCUAACGAGGCAACUACGAAACCUGAUGUUGCCGCUACAGGAGCAAGGUCUCGUGGAGAGCACAAUGAUCCACGUGCUGAGAGCACUACGCUUGGACUCCGACCUCCUCCUGAAUACCAUGGACAUCUUUGUGAAGGAACCCUCACUUGAUUGGCUUCAAAAUGCUGAGAGGCAGCUCCAGAGCCUGGAUUCUUCAGAUGCAGAGUUGUACAGCCAGGAAGAGGAAACAAUGCAUUGGUAUCCAAGGGAGAAAAUCCAGUAUGUGAAGAGAAAACUCAAGGGAGCUAAUCCUGCUUACAUCACAAGAGAUGAGUUGAAGCUGGGUCAUGGCAAGAAGGCAGUAUUCAAGGACUAUGAGACUGUCGCCCUAGGCCACAAGGAGAACGCCCGAUGUCAACUUCCGGAGGCGGGACUGACUGUUGAGCAACAAGUGACUGCAUUGAUUGACCAGGCCACUGACCCAAACAUCCAUGGGCGCACCUGGGUGGGCUGGGAGCCAUGGAUGUAAGAUUGACUAGGCCACUGACCCAAACAUCCAUUGGCGCACCUGGCUGGGCUGGGAGCCAUGGAUAUAAGAUUGACUAGGCCACUGACCCAAACAUCCAUUGGCGCACCUGGCUGGGCUGGGAGCCAUGGAUAUAAGAUUGACCAGGCCACUGACCCAAACAUCCAUGGGCGCACCUGGGUUGGCUGGGAACUAUGGAUUUAAGAUGUGAAAUUUGGACUCAAGGACUUAAUGUUUUCUAGCUGAUCAUUCAUGGUUAAAGGCAUCCACAUGUUGGUAUUGGUGCCAUGUAGACUAGAUUUGGUUUCUGUGUGAGCCAUUCAGUGUUGGAAUUAGAGGAAUGGUUGUAGGAAAUGACUGUAAAUCCAUUAUAGUUGUGUAGUUACUUUGAAACUGAAUUUGGUUUGAAUGAGCCGUUUUUGUUUGUACUUUUGUGAUUAACUUCUUGCUUUGAGGCAAUUGGUAUUAGAUGUAUGGCUUAAUAGUUGGCUUUAGAGUUGCUGAUGUAGGAUGUUAAACUUCAAUAUCAACUUGAUCCACUCUGGUGUCAGAUAUAGCACCUCAAGAAUGACCAUGAAACCAUGAUAGUUUCACAUAGUUGGUUUGACCAAGAGUGUAAACUGUAAACCAUGACAUUGAGAUGCCAUUGGAAAUAAUGUUUGUAAUCUUAUAGAUUUGUAUGCCCUAAACACUAAUGAUUUUGAGGUCAGUUGAUGAGAGGUUAAGGUCAAUACCUGGUGAGCAUGUGGGCCUAUAAACCUCAUACUUGGUAGGCAGUUUGAACACUACAGGGGAUGACCCCUUUUGAAAAUGGAUACCAGUAUAUCAAUUCUAUAUGAAGCUUUUUACCUACAUCAUUCACUUAAAAGUUAUCUGAUGCUAGUUUUUGUUUGUUUCUUCAUUCUCUUUUAUAUAAUAGUUAUAUAUAAAUUUCUUCAUGCCAUUUUUUCUGUUUUAGGUUUUUAUUAAAAAUUUAAAUCCUGUCAUGACUUUCUAUAACAAUAUGUAAAGAGUUCACAUACAAACUUGUUCAAUAAUGACUAACUAUCUCAUUUCAAAGUAAAAUAGACACGAGUUGACAUCAGAUCCAUCUUGCUGCAACUUAUCACUUCAUGGAAAGUUUGUCAUGAAAAUAUUUUAUAAACUAGAUACUUUCUAUAUAGGCCCAAAUACUACAAAUGGCUAUCUGUCCAAUGAGGCCUUUUGGGGGCAUUUGUAAUAUUCCUGUGACAAUUUUUGUAAUGAAUUACAGGUAAACAAAUAUUUUGCAUAUGAUAAGAGUACUGUUCUUGUUGAAGGAUGGAGUUGAAAUACAUGUUACAGUUGUAGGUUUAUCAGCCUAUGUUGUUUUCUGUGCAUUCAUUAAAUAUCCAUUUAAAGUUGUAUGCUGUGUUAAGUAUAGAAGGAAUGACAAAUGAUAUUAUAGAACUUGGGUAGCAUGGGGCAUUUUCCAUAACAAAAUUAAAAUAUAUCCCUUGUUAUGUAGUUUAUAUCGAAUGCCAUACAUUUACCAUAAAGUAUUGUCAUUUUUUUUAGAGUUCAACUUUUGCAUUGUUUACUGCACAUUUGUAUUAGUUUGAUUAGAAAAUAAAAGAACUUU